Molecule: messenger RNA, 406 nt
Organism: Angiostrongylus costaricensis
Lineage: Eukaryota; Metazoa; Nematoda; Chromadorea; Rhabditida; Metastrongylidae
Source: the annotation of a GenBank genome assembly
ACGCUUAGGUUAAGGCACGAUGAUUCGUGGAGUUGGAGAGGAGGGCACUUACCAAACACUAAAUGGAGGAAAAUAAGACGUUAUUUUUAAUGUUGUCCAUUUGACUAUAAACGAUUUAGGACAUCUGUGGUGUCACGAAGGUGAGAAGAAAAUCUAUUCACCAAAACAGUGCUCUGAAGGAACAAUGGAAUGCUUCAAAUUUACUUGCGAGUUCGUCGCCCGUGGAUGCGGAGUGUCCUUGCUGACAUCGGCGGUCGGCCUGCCCAACGAGAGCUGCUAUCAGGCAUUGCAGAUAUGCCAGGGCCUCUUCGGUACUGCCGACUGUCGAACUUGCAACGACAAGCACAUGUGCAACUCCACCGUCGUCACGACGUCGUUGUCGUUCUUAUCCCACUUGGAUAUAUAG